Messenger RNA from Medioppia subpectinata, 642 nucleotides. Lineage: Eukaryota; Metazoa; Arthropoda; Arachnida; Sarcoptiformes; Oppiidae. The record is from the annotation of a GenBank genome assembly.
CUGUCAUACGCCCGACAGUUGGCUCACAAACGCUAUAAUCUAUUACUCAUCUCUCGAUCGGCGGAUAAACUCGAAAAAGUGAGAAACGAUUUACAAGUAAUACAACAGCCGUUAAACACAACCACAAAAGUAUUGAACAUUGACUUCACUAUCAAUACCGAUGAAGUGUACGAUCGCAUUGACCGGGAGUUACAGGCAAUGGACAUACAUGUGCUCAUUAACAAUGUUGGUAUGUAUUGUCCGGAUGGUGUGCCCAGAAAUUUCAUUGACGUACCCGAGCUAAACAAAUAUAACCAAGAUAUAAUCAAUGUAAAUAUCAUCGCCUGCACACGAUUAACAACGCUGAUACUGCCGGCAAUGAUACACAGGGGUCGGGGUGUUAUCAUUAAUUUAUCCUCAUUUGGGGCCACAUUUCCAUACCCACAACUGGCCGUAUACUCGGCCACUAAAGUCUACGUCGAUUACUUCAGUCGAGCGCUGGAGGCCGAAUCAUUGGGCACGUGGGCAGCCAACCAUUUGCCAGUCUAUUUAUGCCAACGGCCGACAGCUUUGUUGGUCAGGCAAUCGGAACCGUUGGCCGCCAGAGCCGUACUGCUGGACAUCUCUUUCAUCGUUUGGUUUAUUUACUCAACAGUUAUUUGA